Molecule: messenger RNA, 1435 nt
Organism: Perca fluviatilis (European perch)
Lineage: Eukaryota; Metazoa; Chordata; Actinopteri; Perciformes; Percidae
Exons: 5
Coding region: 151-1146 (331 amino acids)
Source: RefSeq, a predicted model, not a curated record
ACUAGCUGGACCCUUCUCGAAUCAUAACAUGGCAUGGCAGCCCUUUUUUUUCAGGCGCGUAUUCGAAUGUGAACGGUAGCCUUCGAGUUGGUCGCCACUAUUUCCUCCCUAAAAAAAGAAAGACGUCGUAUAAUAGGCUACAUAUGAAAAAUGUCCCGCAAAACAAACAAAGAAGCUUUGAAGAACGUCCUGCAAGAUCUGAGUAAAGAUAAGUUUUCUGAGUUUUGCCACCGCCUGCGGGACCGCAGAAGAAAGCCUCGCGUGAGCUACAGUGAUGUGGAGGAUAAAAAUGUGUUGCAGAUCACAGACCUAAUGGUUUCAUUCUUCACCGAGAGCAAAGUUCUUCAAGUGGCUCGGGAUCUAUUGAGACAGAUUAAGUGCAACCAAGAAGCAGAGACACUGUCUCCAAAAAUCAAAGCCCCUGUGGAUAAAGGUAAACCUACCGUCCAUAAGAAUCGUGCGGCUGGCGGGAAAGGGCUGAAGGCUAAAAAGAAGGACCCCAUUCUGAGCAGUCGUAAGAUUGAGUUUGGCAAGUACAAAGGUGAAACCUUCAAAUGGCUGUUGGAGAAUGACCUGAACUACAUCGGUUUCAUCGUGGCUAAUCACCAGCAGCAGCGAAAAGAAACAGUGUGUCGCAGCGGGCAGAUGGCCAACAAGGAUUCCUUAACCAAAUACUCGAAAGCUAACCCUCAGGCUUGGGAAGAAGUCAAAUUUUUUCAAGAAAUGGAAAAAGCCAAAAAGAGAUCCCUCAAGCCAGGCCAAGAAGGAAAGGCCCUUGUGGGCUUUGGUCUUUACAGAUCGAUGAAAUUAGAGGAUCUGUACGAGUCGAAGAAUGAGAAAAUAAUCAGCUAUGUCGACUUCAUCCGGAGAACCAGCAACCCAGGUCCCAAUAUGGAACCCGCUCAGAGAUACAUUUUGCAGCGUGACAAAGAGCAGCCUGCAGCCCCAAACAGGCCAAACACCAGUGCUGUCCCCAAAGCAGCCAAAAGGCAACUGCCAACCAGUGCCUCAGCGUCCAAGGUCGGCCCAAAGCAGAAGAAAUCAAAGAAAGCUAAGACGACGGAUGAAGAAGGAAAAAACAUAAAAACCAUCAACAAAAAGAAAAACAAAUUGGGGAAAAAGGGAACAAACCAAUCCUCUUUUUAAUGAAAAGAAGUUGCUUCCGUCCGGCUGUAAAUAUAGUCUGCCUACUUGCAGGACCAGUAGGCUUAAGAAUGAAUUUAUUCCAACAGCUAUUGGCCUUUUAAACAAAGUAAGGUACUUUUAUGUUUAAUUUAUAUUUUGAUAGACUUUUUGAUGUUAAUGUUAAUGCUCCAUUUGUUGUUUUUACUGUCUCAAUGUGUCUUUUUUACAAAGCUUGCUUGUCUGGUGUGUAAAACUACUGGAUGUAAAUUGCCCCUCAGGGAUAAUAAACUUUCCUUUAAAGUUUCCUUGA